Drosophila bipectinata is the source of this 2015-nucleotide messenger RNA. RefSeq names its product ubiquitin conjugating enzyme 7 (gene Ubc7). Lineage: Eukaryota; Metazoa; Arthropoda; Insecta; Diptera; Drosophilidae. The record is from RefSeq and is a predicted model, not a curated record. Gene Ontology annotation, cellular component: cytosol; endoplasmic reticulum.
CAAUUUGACUGUACAGUACAUUGACAAAAACACAUACCUAUCUAUUUACAUAUAUAACACUUGAUAUAAAUAAACAUAUUGAAAGGGUUUGUUUUGUGUAUUACGUGUCUGUAUUAGACUCCAAACACGAUCCUUUUGGAUCUGUAAACAGUGCGCUAACUGGAGAACCGUGGAAAAACCUGACGGGGGCGCACGCACACACCUGCAAUCGUGGAAGCAGAGUUGAAGCAAACGAAGUGGUUACAGGCGGAGAGUGUGUAGGAGGACCCAACACCCGAACCACAGACACAAGAAUACGUGGGCGACAAAGAGGACUUGGUUGACCAGGAGCAAUGGCUGGAUCCGCGCUGCGACGCCUAAUGGCAGAAUACAAACAGUUGACACUCGAUCCGCCCGAGGGCAUUGUGGCCGGACCCAUCAGCGAGGACAACUUUUUCGAGUGGGAGGCACUAAUUGCCGGACCCGAGGGCACUUGCUUCGAGGGCGGCGUCUUUCCGGCUCGCUUAGUCUUUCCGCCCGACUAUCCGCUGAGUCCGCCAAAGAUGAAGUUCACGUGCGACAUGUUUCAUCCCAACAUAUUCGCCGAUGGCCGAGUCUGCAUAUCUAUACUGCAUGCCCCCGGCGACGAUCCCAUGGGCUAUGAAUCGUCCGCCGAGCGAUGGAGUCCCGUGCAGAGUGUUGAGAAAAUCCUAUUGAGUGUGGUUAGCAUGCUGGCAGAACCCAACGACGAGAGUGGUGCCAAUGUCGAUGCAGCUAUCAUGUGGCGGGAACGGAGAGACGAGUUCAAUACCAUCGCCCGACGACUCGUCCGCAGAACAUUGGGACUGCCCACAUAGAUGGCAAUUCGUCCACGGACUGGCACUGGAACUGGUUAGCCCACACUCAGACACCCAGACUCCGCCACCAACCCAAUACGAUCCCAUACCAACCCGAUUCCUGGAUAGCGCCUAGCGAAACCGAAACAGAACCGAAAGUGAAAACCGAAGUGAAAAAAUCAGCAGACAUGACGAGUUAACCCACAGUUCCAAACAACACCCUAAGACGUUUCAAAUUAGCAAAAAUCAAGAGGCCUAGCAAUAAAAUCGACUGUUAAACAACCCAGACAGCAGUGCGUCCCGUCUAGAGUUGUAUUCCCCGGAACUACUGAUAACGAAAGGCCUAUUAGCAGGCUGUUUGGAGAGACCAUAACUCAUUUGGAUUAUAGAACUUCAGUUGCCCAAUGGCCCAAAAGUAUCCCUAAAUUUUGAGAUUGUAAAAUUCAAGUUUUCUAAACGAUAAAAAUUGUUUUUGCGUGUCAGUCGUUCUCUGAAAUACUCGUCGCAGCCCUUCAUAGAACGGCCCGUUUGAGCCUUUUUCUCUAUAUAUCCUGCUGCUCUGUAAAUCUUUGAUUAAAUAGUUUAAAGACAACCACACACAAUUGUAUAUAACGUGAAAACUUUUUUUUUUUUUUUGUUUUUGGUGUUUCAGCGAGUCAUAUAAGUGUAAAAAUAUAUGUAUUUUUUGUCAAAUGUGGAACAAUGUGAAAGAUGUGUGUCUAGUAAAUAGGAAAAAACAGUUGUAGCUUUCUUCAGGGCCGAAGAAUUCCCUUACAUUCUCUUUUUGUAACCAUUCUCUGUAACGUGUCCAAUGCACAAAGGUCACUAUACACUUUACACCCCUAAAAGGGAAGGCGCACACACAAGCUUCUCAAACUUGUAGUUUCUGUUUAUUAUUAUGCAUUACGAUUGGUACAUUUAGAUUAAAUAUAUGUAUAUAAAAUAAGGCUAAAUCGAUAAGGUGCAAUGGACAGACAGACCACGUCUGUCAUCCAUUGUCCAGUUCCACUUCCAUUGUCCACAAAAUCCUAAAUUGUUUCUAUGUAUUCAUUAUAUAUAUAUAUAUGUUCUACCACGCAAUGUUGUAAAUGUCUUAUUUUGGUUAAGUAAAUUGAUUACAGUGUACCCUGAUAAGGCAUGUGUAUAUAAGGUGCGUGCACUCUUCAUUUUUUGUCUUAAAUUAAAUUGUAAUUAAUAACA